Messenger RNA from Centropristis striata (black sea bass), 1161 nucleotides. Its product is annotated as interferon-induced protein 44-like. The coding region runs from base 1 to 813 and encodes 270 amino acids. The record is from RefSeq and is a predicted model, not a curated record. The transcript is spliced from 6 exons. NCBI's taxonomy places the organism in Eukaryota, Metazoa, Chordata, Actinopteri, Perciformes, Serranidae.
AUGGCUGCCCAGUUCAGCGCUUUAUCCAGGAACAAGCAGGAAGACCUCGAUUUUAUGAGAACCUACCAACCUCAAAACCAAGAAGUCAAUCAUCUCAGGAUUCUGCUUCAUGGACCGGUCGGUGCCAGCAAGUCCAGUUUCAUCAACUCUGUGGACAGUGUUUUACAAGGCAGAAUUAUGGGUCGAGCCUUGACGGAUGCAUUAUCUGGGAGCAGCUUCACCAGAAAGUAUAAAACUUACAAAAUCCAUAAAGGUCCAGACGACUUUUAUUCUUUUGUGUUCAAUGACAUCAUGGGCUUUGAGAAAGAUACCAACACUGGUGUUCUUGAGGAAGAUGUUGAACUGGCCCUGAGAGGACACGUGGAAGACGGUUACAAGUUCUGUCCCAGCCAGAAACUGACAGAGGGUGAUGAAGGUUACAGGUCAUCUCCCACUCUGGACGACAAAGUUCACGUUCUGGUCUGUGUGCUUCCUGUCGGCUCAGUAUCUUUAUUAAGUAAAGAAGUUGUGAAGAAGAUGAGAGAAGUCAGACUUGCAACCAGAGACAUGGGAAUUCCCCAACUGGCUAUUCUCACCAAAGUGGAUGAAGCCUGUCCUGAAAGCAACAAAAAUAUAAAGGAUGUCUAUAAGAGCAAGUACCUGAAGAAACAGGUCGACAAAUUCCACAUGUUGUUGGGUCUUCCUCAGAACUGCAUCUUCCUCGUGAAGAACUACGGUACAGAUGCCAUCAUGAAUGAUGACAAUGAUGCGCUGAUACUGAACGCACUGAGACAGAUGAUCACAUUUGGAGAAGACUUCCUCAAUGACCUGUAGACCUGCGUACUGCUGAAGAAUACUUUGUACGAUCAAAGCAUGAUAAAAAAUGUGCUUCUUUAAGAAACCCUUUAAUAUUAAUUUUCAGGGUACUUUUUUUAAAUCAUUAUUUUCUUUUCCAAUCAUGUUACACAUAUAUUGUAACAUUAAUUAAAAUAGUAUGAGGUAUAGCAGCAUUUCAUGAUUUCAGCUUUUAUUAAGAAAGCAAACACUUUCGCUUUGUUGCUACACAGAUUUUACGUUGCAAAACCAAGUGACCUUUACUACCAGCCUUCUGAUGGGUUUCUAGUCGAUGGUUACAUUAUACAACAAGUCUGUCAUACAACGCAUAGAUUGUUUGUUCCAACU